This is a messenger RNA of Mycetomoellerius zeteki, 7352 nucleotides long. It is a transcript of the gene l(3)72Ab, whose product is annotated as U5 small nuclear ribonucleoprotein l(3)72Ab. Gene Ontology annotation, molecular function: ATP hydrolysis activity; ATP binding; nucleic acid binding. NCBI's taxonomy places the organism in Eukaryota, Metazoa, Arthropoda, Insecta, Hymenoptera, Formicidae. Gene Ontology annotation, biological process: resolution of meiotic recombination intermediates. Gene Ontology annotation, cellular component: nucleus. The record is from RefSeq and is a predicted model, not a curated record.
GCGCGACGUACUCAUUGAAAACAAAUCAUGGCGGACGCUGCUGCACGUCAAUUACAAUACGAAUAUAAAGCGAAUUCCAAUCUUGUUUUACAAGCUGAUGUCCGGUUAAUAGAAAGACGCAGUCGAGAUGAAGCUACCGGUGAAGUUAUGUCUCUCGUGGGAAAAUUGGAUGGUACUCGUAUGGGUGAUAGGGCCCAGCGUACCAAACCUGGAAAAGCAGAGGAAAGAAAAGUCAAACGACAAAAACGCGAUGAAGCACAAUAUGACUUCACUCGUAUGAAAGGAGCAACAUUAUUAUCUGAAGGUGUGAAUGAAAUGGUUGGUAUUGUAUAUCGUCCAAAAACACAAGAGACACGUCAAACUUACGAAGUAUUACUCAGUUUCAUACAAGAAGCUUUAGGUGACCAACCACGUGAUAUUCUUUGCGGUGCAGCUGAUGAAGUACUAGCUGUAUUAAAAAAUGACCGACUUAAAGAGAAAGAAAAGAAAAAGGAAACUGAACUUUUACUCGGUUUAUUAGCAGAAGAAAGAUUUGCACUGCUUGUAAAUCUUGGUAAGAAGAUCACGGAUUUUGGUAGCGACGAAAAAAGUACAACAAAUGAUGAAAAUAUUGACGAAACAUAUGGGAUCAAUGUACAGUUUGAAGAAAGUAGCGAGGAAGAUGAUGAAGAUGUAUAUGGAGAAGUACGAGAAAAUGAAGACGAAGGUGAUGAAGGUGAAGAAGCUAAUGAUGACAGAGCUAUUCAUGCAGAAAACCUGGGUGGAACAGAAGAAAUGAAGAAAGAAAAACCAUUACAUCCAUUAGACAUUGAUGCAUAUUGGUUGCAAAGAAGAUUAAGUAGGAUAUAUGAUGAUGCCAUGGUAUCGCAAGCGAGAGCUGCUGAAGUAUUAGCUGUCUUGAAAGAUGCCGCAGAUGAUCGCGAAUGUGAAAAUCAGCUUGUGCUUUUAUUAGGUUAUGAUUGUUUUGAUUUCAUUAAACAGCUUAAAAAAUACAGACAUACAGUUGCAUACUGUACGAUGUUGGCCUCAUCGCAGUCUGAAUCAGAAAGACAAAAAAUUCGAAACAAAAUGAAUGAUGACCCGGUGCUUGCCAAAAUCUUGCGGCAAUUAGAUACAGGUAAAGGUGAAGAUGAUGCUGAUGAGACAAUGGAAGCGAGAUCCCAACGCAAAAGACGGGAAGAGAAUGAGGAUACUGGAGGACCUGGAGGACAGGUUCAAGGUACAAGAAACUUGAUAGAUUUGGAGGAUCUUAUAUUUGCUCAAGGAAGUCAUUUCAUGGCCAAUAAGCGUUGCCAAUUACCUGACGGAAGUUUUCGAAAACAGCGGAAAGGAUAUGAAGAAGUUCACGUUCCUGCUCUAAAACCGAAACCGUUUGCGGAAAAUGAAAAAUUGCAUCCAAUUGAGCAAUUACCUAAGUAUGUGCAACCUGCUUUUGAUGGUUUCAAGACGCUGAAUCGUAUACAAAGUCGCUUAUAUCAGACGGCAUUGGAGAGCGAUGAGAAUCUGCUGCUGUGUGCUCCAACAGGAGCUGGUAAAACCAAUGUAGCUCUGCUGUGUAUGAUGCGAGAAAUUGGAAGACAUAUAAACGCUGAUGGUACAAUCAAUGCAGAUGAAUUCAAAGUAAUUUAUGUCGCUCCGAUGCGUUCGCUGGUGCAAGAAAUGGUCGGCAAUUUCCGCAAGCGAUUGUCAACAUAUAAUCUGACUGUUUCCGAAUUGACGGGUGAUCAUCAGUUAACGCGAGAACAAAUUGCCGCUACUCAAGUGAUAGUAUGUACCCCGGAGAAGUGGGAUAUUAUAACAAGAAAGGGUGGCGAGAAAACUUUCACAUCAUUAGUACGAUUGAUUAUUAUCGACGAGAUUCACUUAUUGCAUGACGAAAGAGGUCCUGUUCUGGAAGCACUGGUCGCAAGAACGAUACGAAACAUCGAAACUACUCAAGAAGACGUGCGUCUUGUUGGUUUAUCGGCUACAUUACCCAAUUAUCAAGACGUUGCAGCAUUUUUGCGCAUUAAACCGGAGACAGGACUGUUCUAUUUCGACAAUAGUUUCCGGCCUGUAGCUUUAGAACAGCAGUAUAUUGGCGUUACGGAGAAGAAAGCGUUGAAGCGUUUCCAAGUAAUGAAUGAGAUCGUCUACGAAAAGACAAUGGAACACGCUGGCAGGAAUCAAGUACUGAUAUUUGUGCAUUCACGUAAGGAAACCGGAAAAACAGCACGUGCUAUUCGAGAUAUGUGCUUGGAGAAAGAUACCUUAGGUCAAUUUCUUAGGGAAGGUUCCGCGUCGAUGGAGGUUUUGAGAACAGAAGCAGAGCAAGUAAAAAAUCAAGAGCUUAAAGAUCUGCUACCAUAUGGUUUUGCGAUUCAUCACGCCGGUAUGACUCGUGUGGAUCGUACGCUGGUAGAGGAUCUCUUCGCCGAUAGACACAUACAAGUUCUCGUAUCUACAGCGACUUUAGCUUGGGGUGUCAAUUUGCCGGCUCAUACAGUUAUCAUCAAGGGUACUCAGGUAUACAACCCGGAGAAAGGUAGAUGGGUAGAGCUGGGCGCUUUAGACGUACUGCAAAUGUUAGGACGAGCCGGUCGACCGCAGUAUGACACUAAAGGCGAGGGUAUCCUCAUCACAAAUCAUAGCGAGCUGCAAUAUUAUCUGUCGCUUUUAAAUCAGCAACUACCUAUUGAAUCCCAAUUAAUCAGUAAGAUGUCCGAUAUGUUAAAUGCGGAAGUAGUGCUAGGAACGAUUCAGAAUAUCAGAGACGCGGUUACCUGGCUUGGCUAUACUUAUCUUUACAUUAGAAUGCUUCGCUGUUCAAAUCUAUACGGAAUAAGUCACGACAAAUUGAAACAAGAUCCUUUAUUAGAACUGCAUAGAGCUGAUCUGAUUCAUUCAGCUGCAGUCGGAUUAGAUCGUAGUGGCUUAAUCAAGUACGAUCGCAAAUCUGGCAAUUUUCAAGCGACCGAAUUAGGUAGAAUAGCAUCUCAUUAUUAUUGUACUCACGAAACUAUGUCUACGUAUAAUCAGUUGCUGAAACGCACAUUGAGCGAGAUAGAAUUGUUCCGGGUGUUUUCACUGUCGAGUGAGUUCAAAAUGAAAGAGUGCCGAUACCGGAAAGAGAGCAUUGAGGAACCAAGCGCGAAAGUGAAUGUGCUAUUGCAAGCAUACAUCUCGCAGUUGAAACUUGAAGGAUUCGCUCUUAUGUCUGAUAUGGUGUUUGUGACGCAAUCCGCCUCACGUCUCAUGAGAGCUAUCUUUGAAAUAGUUCUAUUCCGUGGGUGGGCACAAUUAGCAGACAAAUGCUUAUCUAUCUGUAAGAUGAUCGAUCGCAGGAUGUGGCAAUCAAUGUCGCCACUCAGACAAUUCCGUAAGAUGCCGGAAGAGAUUGUGAAAAAGAUCGAGAAGAAGAACUUUCCAUGGGAGAGGCUGUACGAUCUGGGACCCAAUGAGAUAGGCGAAUUGAUCCGCGUGCCGAAACUAGGCAAAACCAUUCACAAAUACGUCCAUCAAUUUCCGAAGCUUGGCUUGUCCACGCAUAUCCAGCCGAUUACACGUUCCACUCUAAGAGUUGUGCUGACUAUCACACCAGAUUUCCAAUGGGACGAGAAAAUUCACGGUAUGUCGGAAGCGUUUUGGAUCUUAGUCGAAGACGUAGAUUCAGAGGUAAUUUUGCAUCACGAAUAUUUCUUAUUGAAGGCCAAAUACGCAGCUGAUGAACAUGUAAUUAAGUUCUUCGUGCCAGUCUUUGAGCCUUUGCCACCACAAUACUUUUUGCGCGUUGUAUCCGAUCGGUGGAUUGGUGCGGAGACACAAUUGCCUGUAAGCUUUCGACAUUUGAUAUUGCCUGAAAAGAAUCUUCCACCUACGGAAUUGCUGGAUUUGCAGGCGCUGCCGAUAACAGCGUUGCGAAACGCUAAAUUCGAGAAUAUCUAUUCUGCUUUUCCACAGUUUAAUCCAAUCCAGACGCAAGUGUUCAACGCAAUUUAUAAUUCCGACGAUAAUGUAUUUGUUGGAGCACCCACAGGUUCAGGAAAAACUACCAUCGCAGAAUUUGCAGUGCUAAGGUUAUUAACGCAGAAUCCGGAAGGACGAUGCGUAUAUAUGGUUAGCAAAGAGGCUUUAGCUGAAUUGGUCUAUGCUGAUUGGGCAGCAAAAUUUGGCCAACAGUUGGGAAGAAAAGUUGUCCUACUGAGCGGUGAAACAGGAACGGAUUUGAAGCUACUUGCCAAAGGACAGAUCAUUAUCACCACGGCGGAUAAAUGGGACGUUUUAUCACGUAGAUGGAAGCAACGGAAAAACGUCCAAAACAUCCAGUUGUUUAUCGUGGAUGAAUUGCAGUUGAUUGGUGGUGAAGAAGGCCCUGUGCUAGAAGUUGCAUGUUCGCGAGCACGUUACAUCUCCUCGCAGCUCGACAAACCCACCAGAAUAAUAGCAUUAUCGGCCUCAUUGGCUGAUGCUAAAGACGCCGCACAGUGGUUGGGUGCACCGGCAGCUGCAACCUUUAAUUUUCAUCCUACUGUGCGACCGGUACCUUUGGAGUUGCACGUGCAAGGUAUAAAUGUCACCCAUAACGCAUCAAGAUUAGCUGCCAUGGCAAAACCAGUAUAUAACGCAAUCCUUCGACACGCUGCACACAAACCGGUGAUCGUAUUUGUACCCACUCGUCGACAAGCGAGAUUAACAGCCAUCGACUUGUUGACAUUCACGGCGGCUGAGGGUCAACCCUCGAGAUUCUUCCACGCGGAAGAGGCUGACAUUAAACCAUUUCUCGAUCGAAUGAGCGACAAAACGUUGAAGGAAACUUUGUCGCAAGGUGUGGCUUAUCUUCACGAGGGUUUAUCGGCCGACGAUCGUCGUUUAGUUGAGCAAUUAUUUGACAGUGGAGCUAUUCAAGUUGCGGUCGCUACGAGGGAUCUCUGUUGGGGUUUAUCUAUCAGCUCCCACCUUGUCGUAGUCAUGGACACACAGUGCUAUAAUGGCAAGACACAUGCCUACGAGGAUUAUCCGAUCACAGACGUUCUGCAGAUGGUAGCGCGAGCUAAUCGUCCGUUAGAAGAUGAAGACGCCAAAUGCGUGCUCUUGUGUCAAAGCUCAAAAAAAGAUUUUUUUAAGAAGUUUUUAAAUGAACCACUACCGGUAGAGAGUCACUUGGAUCGUCGGUUGCAUGAUCACUUCAACGCGGAGAUUGUGACGAAGACGAUCGAAAAUAAACAAGACGCGGUCGAUUACCUCACGUGGACUUUCCUGUAUCGACGACUCACUCAAAAUCCUAAUUACUAUGGCCUGCAAGGUGUCACACAUCGGCACCUCUCAGAUCAUCUAUCCGAGCUGGUCGAGAGCACAUUAACUGAUUUAGAACAAGCCAAAUGUGUCGCUGUGGAAGACGAAAUGGAUACUUUGCCUCUUAAUCUCGGAAUGAUUGCUGCCUACUACUAUAUCAAUUACGCUACUAUCGAAUUGUUCAGUCUGUCUCUUAAUAACAAGACGAAGAUCAGAGGUUUGCUAGAGAUUAUUUCAGCAGCUGCUGAGUAUGAGAGCGUUCCGGUGCGACAAAGAGAAGAAAAUUUACUGAGAAGUUUGGCUGCACGUUUACCUCAUGCUCCACAGGCUGCUAGAAUGGCCGAUCCUCAUGUGAAGGCGCAGCUUCUUCUGCAAGCUCAUUUAUCGAGGAUACAGCUAGGCCCAGAAUUACAAAAGGAUACUGAACUGGUGUUGAGCAAGGCCGUAAGACUGAUACAAGCUUGUGUCGAUGUCUUAAGCUCCUCUGGAUGGUUAGCACCUGCCGUCGCCGCUAUGGAACUUGCGCAGAUGGUGACGCAAGCGAUGUGGUCCAAAGAUUCAUAUCUGAAACAACUGCCGCACUUUACAGCAGAGACCAUCAAGCGCUGCACCGACAAGGGCGUGGAGACUGUAUUUGACGUCAUGGAACUCGAAGAUGAUGAUCGAAAUCGGCUAUUACAGUUAACGGAUGCGCAGAUGGCAGACGUGGCCAAAUUCUGCAAUCGAUAUCCUAACAUUGAGAUGUCGUAUGAAGUACAGGAGAAAGACAAAUUACACAGUGGCGGCACAGUAAAUGUGAUCGUACAACUGGAACGGGAAGAUGAGGUAAUCGGGCCGGUAGUCGCGCCGUUCUUCCCGCAAAAACGUGAGGAAGGUUGGUGGGUAGUAAUUGGCGACCCGAAGAGCAACUCGUUGCUCUCUAUCAAACGUCUGACGUUACAACAAAAGGCAAAGAUUAAGUUGGAUUUUGUCGCUCCUGCACCCGGUCAGCAUUCCUACACUCUGUACUUUAUGAGCGAUGCUUAUCUUGGUUGCGAUCAAGAAUACAAGUUCAUCAUCAACGUCGGAGAAUAUGAAUCGGAUGCUAGUUCGGGUUCAGAUUCUGAUUGAAAUCAUUAAACCUAAUAUGUUCCAUAAUAUAUACUAAUUUUUUGUACAAAUAUAGGUAUGUCAAAAGUAUUAUAAUAUCACAUUAUUCAUAUAAUUUUUUUUAUUUGUUAACAAUAUCAGAGUAAUCUGUACCAAUAGUAAUUAUAAUUUUUUUUAGUCUACAAAUUCAAUCCAAAAUAUUUUAAUUGUCUUUCAAUUGUCGUCCUUAUUCUAAGCACAUAUGUGAAAUAAAAAAUUGUACGCCUCAUUUUUUGUUUUCCUAUUUUUUGUGGUCCAAUGGUAAAGGGGGAAAUGAUAAGGAAGAGGGGAGGGAGGAAGAGAGAAUUAUACAACGUUAUAAUAUAAUAAAGAUUUAACUUGUUGUACUGAUUUGUACUUGAUUGUACUGAUAAUCGCUCUUUGAUACGGUUACAAGUUCUUUUUUAUUUUCGCAAGUUUGAUUUCACAACGACCGACUGCGCAUACUGUGCCCUUUUCUUCCUUCUUUCGCGUGCGUCGCAGUGGGAUAAAUCCAGAAUGUAGGUGGACCAAACCGCAUAUAUAUAUAUAUAUAUAUACAUCCCUUGAAAAAAAUUGUCAAAAAGCUACGAAACCGCAUAUAUAUACAUCCCACAUAUCUAUUGAAAAAAUCUGCGCAGCGUAUGACAGUCGAAGCGCUCACGUAUUAAAGUUUGAACUGAUACGAUUCCUUGUGCAGCUGUCUGUAAAUUAAACUCUAGCAUAAAACAUGGCUAACAAAUCCCGCAGUUGUAUUGGCACACUUUUUCUUCAAGUAGAUAAAUGUGUACUUUGACACUAUGUGUUUUACUCUUAUUAAAAUUUAAUUUUUCACCGCGUAAAAAACGACGAUUUCUGUAAUUGUUUACAUAACAAAUAUGUAUUUCAGGAUAUUAAAGCGCAGAUAAAAAAGUACCGACUUUUACCAAACUUUUAAACAUGAAUUUCUAUUCUUGGUGAUGUAAACAUAAAGC